UUUAAAACAAAGAAAGUAUAUCGUUUGUUGUGUGGAACGAAACUAGUGUAAGCGGCUCUGAUAUGACCACUUUGGGGCGCUGUCCACAGAUUCCAUACGAUCGUGUCAUCUUUCCUUACGGGACAAACCGCAGCGGCGUUGAUCGCUUUUGGAUUUCCAUUUUUCAUCUGGCAGACGGGUCCCAUUGUCCUUGAGAGGGGUACCCCCCUCUCCCCAGCUGUCACUUGAACCCCCUUUUCCUCUAUCUUCACACUCAACAUCCCUGCCUAAUAUCCCCAGCAAACCCAAAAUCCCCUCACGCAAAUACAGCCCUGAUGGCAGGGUGCCCACCACGACCUAGUGGCCAGUCUCGAUCCAGUAAAACGAGCCAGUUUAAAUUGGUUCUACUGGGGGAGACAUCAGUGGGGAAGUCCAGUCUGCUGCUGCAGUUUGUCAAAGGCCAGUACCAAGACUUCGGAGAAAGCACCAUUGGGGCGGCCUUUCUGACUCAGAUGGUGAGUGUAGACGGUGACAUGGUGAAGUUUGACAUCUGGGACACGGCAGGACAGGAGCGCUACCACAGCCUGGCACCUAUGUACUACAGAGGCGCUCAGGCGGCCAUAGUGGUUUAUGAUAUCACCAACACGGAGACCUUUGUACGAGCUAAAGCCUGGGUGCAUGAGCUCCAGAAACAGGCCAGCUCAAGCAUGGUGAUAGCCUUAGCAGGCAACAAGGCAGAUCGGUCGGCUAACAGAGCGGUGGAAUAUACGGAUGGUCAGGGCUUUGCUGCUGACAACAGUCUUCUCUUCAUGGAGACUUCUGCAAAGACAGCCAUGAAUGUCAAAAACCUCUUCCUUGCCAUAGCCAAGAAACUGCCCAAGAUAGAGCAACUAAGUGGGGUAUCGGGUAUUGCUGGGGUUCGAGGAGGACCUCCAGUGGUCCUCAGGCCGCCUACCCAGUCCAGUCCAGCCCAGUCCAGUCCAGCCCAGUGCUGUGGAAACUAAAGAGAGAAAGAACAGAAGCAAACUGAGUACACAACAGGACCAAAUGAGGGGGGAGGGAAGGCUCAAGAGGGAGUGGUAAGUGGCAACUAUGUUGAGAAAUAGGAGGAAAAUAAACUUUCAAAUUUAUUGUUUUUGUCAACUCAACACCACUGGUCAGCCCCAACCAGAUCAAAUGCACUUACUGUAGAUAGAAUCCUUAUGCCCCAGAGUACUAUGUAUUAACAUAACACUCCUGUAACAUUUUUCUAUAUUCUCAUGGGUUUCAAUUCUUUAAAGUCUGAUGUUGUCAGAAUGGAAGAUCAAUAUAAUAUUUUUAAAUCAAUCUACAAGGCUACCUGAAAGCGAUAAGGGAGGUGUAAUUUACCAAUCAUUUGACCCUUUUCAUUUUGUGUUUGAAGUUAGUAGUAAAUGAAAUGGAAACAGUGAAUGUUACCAUGUAUGGGUCAGAAAAGGAGGGGUGACCAGCUACUCCAAACUCAAAGACAGACUAAUGAGUACCUAUAAAGGGAUUUUUUACACUCAGCAGUUCUCCUAGUUGGCUACUAAGACCAAUGGAAAACAUACUGUGCUGUGGGGUCAUGAAGUUCUUGGCAAACACUUCCAAUCUGAGGACACUUAAACUGGAAGUGACAUUAUAUCACUCUUCCAGGCAGUGAGGACACACUGGAGCAAAUGAAUUAAAACAAACUCAGAGGCCAAAUGUAUGUUUGCACAGAACCCAGAUAUAUUUCAUGUAGUCCCUAAAAAAGGAAAGGACAUCAAAUGUAUGAAUGAUAUUUUUUUAUGCUAAGGUGUUCUCAUUUGGGCAAUAUUCCAUACUAUAGAAAAGAAAAGAUGUAUAUGCAGUAUAUAAUUUAUAGAAACGUUUACAGUACCGUUGACCCAGAUGUGUAGAACCAUGUACAGUACCGUUAACCCAGAUGGAUAGAACCAUGUACAGUACCAUUAAACCAGAUGUGUAGAACCAUUUACAGUACUGUUAACCCAGAUGGGUAGAACCAUGUACAGUACCAUUAACCCAGAUGGAUAGAACCAUGUACAGUACCAUUAACCCAAACGUGUAGAACCAUAUACAGUACCGUUAACCCAGAUGGGUAGAACCAUGUACAGUAGAGUUAAUCCAGACGUGUAGAACCAUGUUCAGUACCGUUAAACCUAAUGUAUAGAAUUACGUACGGUACAACUAACCCGGAUGUUUACAACCACAUACAGUUAACCCACAAGGUUACAGACUGUUCACUUGUGAUGAUGGUUGAACAAAUCUUUUGUCCAAAUACAUAGAGAUGGCAUUAAAAACAGGAAAUAGGACUAUGAGGAAAACAUUUUACUGUGGUCUGACAAAGUCAUGAUUCAAUCACAUUUUCCAAAUGCCCCAUUUGACAAGGGAUAUUUUAAUGGCCAAAAACACUUUGCUCAUUUCAGUUUCAUGUAAUCCCCUAACGGUUGACAGGGUUGGGAAAGGUCAAAGGGCACACUAGAUUUGUAUGCUCAUAUAAAACAACUUUUGUUAAACCAGGCCAACCGAGCAUGAUAAGUAAGGCCUGACCCAAAGUAAAUGGUCACACUAUUUGUGCUGCCAUUUAAUGCUGUGAUAUAAAUUCUGGAUUCAUGUUAUGCCUUGUUCUUCUAUGUCUUUCAGUCAUAUUACCUCACUCAUUAUGCUCUGGUCGAAGAGCCACGGUGGCAAGAGCACUGUAGUAAACAGUUUAAUGCUUUCAUUUAUUAAACACUCACAGGCUGUGAUGUUGUAGCCAUAUAUCACUGCACUUAUACUUUAUAUUUUGUACACUAAAUAUGUUAAGCACUUAUGUAUUGUGUUGUAAUUCAUGUAAGGUUUUCCUGGAAGAAUGGUAUUUGUGUCUAGUUUGAUAUAGCUGUCCAGUAUUAAUUAUCCAGACGUGUAGAACUGGUGGAAAAGGUGACAAGGUUCCUACAUCUUGCGGCCUUGACUGUCUGGAAGAUCUAGAAGGCUGAUUGUUUUCACGAAAACAGAUUGUUUAGUAGCUGCACAUUUGAAAAACCCUGGUCCUGGUAUAGGCGAUUCCUUGUAUUUUUAUUUUUAUUAAGGCUCAGAAACAUACGGCCAGUUCUGAUGUCAUUUAUCUGGGGGUAUAAAAUUCAUGUUACGGCUAUAAUUUCUUUGUAGAAAAAAGGUUGGUUUCUGUGAUCAGGGUGUUUCCCCAGGUACCACUAGGUCUAUUUGUGAAUAAACAUAUUUUUCUGAACUAUCA
Molecule: messenger RNA, 3214 nt
Organism: Esox lucius (northern pike)
Lineage: Eukaryota; Metazoa; Chordata; Actinopteri; Esociformes; Esocidae
Product: ras-related protein Rab-5B-like
Exons: 6
Coding region: 315-983 (222 amino acids)
Molecular function (GO): GTP binding; GTPase activity
Source: RefSeq, a predicted model, not a curated record